CGAAAAUCUGGCAACUAUGCAUUGCACUUGCAUCCGGCACAUUUGUCAAAAUUGUAUAGUCCAUUCUUAAUUCUUUUUGGCCUGAAAGAGGAAAUAUUUAUCUGAUAAAUGUUAUUUCAACUGGAUUUGCUGUUUUUUGAUCUUUAAUUCAUAACAGACAACCAAAAGUUACACUUAUUUUUGCUCACAAUUUUGACAGCACGUUGUCAGUUGACACCAUUUGUUUUGAUACGUCAUUUGUGUCAGAAAAUCAAAACAAAAAGAAGAAUCUUCUAUAGAAACUGAAAAAUUUCACAAUUGAACUGUGAAGAUGUUUAUUGGAUUUAUCUGAGCAAGUUAACAGCAGUUCACUUCUCCACUUCUUGGAAAUGGAUGUAUUUAACAAAGUAAUUUCGCAAGUGAGCAGUUCUGUUAGCAGUACUGUAUCUCAGUUAUCAGGUGUUCUGCCUGGGAAUCCAGUUACCAGAGAGUUUGAAUCUGUUGCACAUAUUGCUUCGGCAGGACCUGGAUUGCUAUGGAAGAUAUACAAAGGAUACAAAAGGUCUACAAAACAAGAAGCCUCAAUUUUUGUAUUUGAAAAGCGCCAAUUAGAAAGAUACAACAAGAAUGAUAGAGACAUGAUAUUAGAGAUUCUGCGUAGAGGAGUAGUGCAGUUAACAAAGAUCAGACAUCCAAAAAUUCUCAUUGUUCAGCAUCCCCUUGAAGAAAGUAGGGAGAGCUUAGCAUUUGCUACAGAACCAGUUUUUGCUAGUUUGGCAAAUAUUCUGGGCCAAACUACCAAUAUGCCUCAGCCUGCAAAUAUGUCAGAUUAUAAAUUUUUUGACAUUGAGAUUAAGUAUGGUCUCUUGCAAGUUUCAGAAGGCUUAGCAUUUCUCCACACUGAUGUUAAGCUUUUACAUAAGAAUAUAUGUCCAGAGAGUAUUGUUAUCAAUAAUCAAGGAGCUUGGAAAAUUUUUGGGCUAGACUUUUGUAUUCAUAACACAAGUCCAGGCAAUGUAGCUCCUGUCUAUCUAUUUGAGCCCUACAGCCCAUCUAUACCCAAAGCUUGUCAACCUAACUUGGAUUUUCUGGCUCCUGAAUGUGUAACAAUUCAAACACAUUCCCCAGCUAGUGACAUGUUUUCAUUGGGGAUGUUGACAUAUACACUCCAUGCUGUUGACAAGAAGUGUUUGUUUCCCAUUAAGGAGUAUCAGCAAUAUAAAGGGAGGGUGCAAGAACUCAAAAAACUUAGUACUGAUAAAUUGAACUGCAUUCCAAAAGAUUUACGAGACUUUGUUAAGCUAUUAUUGAAUGUUACACCUGAAGUUAGACCUGAUGCUCAUCAGUUUCUUAAGAUCCCUUACUUUGAUGAAGUGGGUAUAAAAACACUUACCUACCUAGACUCUUUACUUCAAUGGGACAACCUUCAAAAAUCACAAUUCUACAAAGGCCUUCCUGAGGCCUUGACAAAACUUCCACAAAGAGUGAAAGUCCAAAGGGUUCUGGCAUGCUUAGUUCACGAUUUGGGUCAACCAGUAAUGGUGCCUUUCAUCUUACCGAGUAUUUUCAACAUUGCUGAGAAUUGCACACAACAAGAGUUCUGCAUGCAUAUUUUUCCUCAUUUAAAGCCCAUAAUGAAACUUAUGGAACCUAUACAGAUUCUUCUGCUAAUGCUGCAAAGGAUGGAGCUCUUGCUGAAACUCACACCUGCAGCAGAUGUACAACAACAUGUGCUACCAAUGUUGUACCGUGGUUUGGAUUCUGAUUCACCCCAGGUCCAUGAAUUAUGUUUGUCAGUAUUACCAACCUUUGCAGGUUUACUUGAUCAUUCCAAUGUCAAAAAUAGUCUAUUGCCAAGAAUCAAGAAACUGUGUUUGUCAACUUCUACAUUGUCUGUGAGAGUGAACUGCCUUUUGUGUGUGGGCCGGCUUUUAGAGCAUCUGGACAAGUGGCUUGUAUUGGAUGAGGUGCUUCCCUUUCUGCCACAAAUCCCUUCUCGAGAGCCUGCUGUUCUCAUGGGGAUUUUGGGUAUAUAUAAAUUAGCGUUGAAUCACAAAAAAUUAGGUAUCACAAAGGAAAUUAUAGCUACAAGAGUCUUGCCAUUUUUGAUACCAUUGUGCAUUGAAAAUGGAUUGACUUUACAACAGUUUACUGCACUUACCACACUUGUAAAGGAUAUGUUUCAGAUUGUGGAAGCUGAACACAGAACUAAAUUGGAGCAGUUAAAUUCUGUGAAAGAUGAACAGAAAACUCUCGCAAGUACCGUACCAGUUGUUAAGCGCAAGAUAAAUGAAUUUGAGUUGGGCAAUGCUUUUUCUGGAUUGGGUUUAGAGAGUUUUGUCUCUGAAAGUCAGAAUAAGCAACUUUCUGAACAGAAAUCAUUACAUACUUUCGAAAAUCAAACCACAAUAGAACCCAUUAAGUCUUCAGCUACUGCUGAAAAACCACCAAAAGAUCUGUCAUCCUCUUUACUUGAUGACUGGAUUGGAACCUCGAAACCUACUUCCGACUCCUCAAGUACCCCCAAAUUGUUUUCAAGCAGUGUGAGCCAUUCAUUUGGAAUUAAUCAGAAUUUUAAUUCUUUAGCAUUGUCUAUGAAUAAUCAAAGUAUGAAUAUGCCAAACUCUCCUAAUACAUCAAAUAAUUCAACUCAUACACUCGUAAAUAAUCAAAACUGGAAUUCUUUGCCUUUAUCACCAAAUAAUAAUCAGAGUAUGGGGACCAUCGCGAGACCAAUUCAUUAUUCACCAAUGAAUGCUUCUAACAUUCAACAAAAUAUGAUAUCAGGUUAUAAUCAACAUUCGAAUACAUGGAGCAAUAAUUAUAAUCAGCAUUUCAGUCAAAAUUCCAAUCCCUGGAGCAGUAAUAAUUCAAAUGCUGGGCAGACUUGCGGACAAGAUAACUCUCAGAAUUGGAGUGCCCUUGAUAAUCUAUUGCCUACAAAUAAUAGCAAUAAUGCAAAAAUACCCAUGAAUAUGAUGUCUUCCCAAAGUAAUACAUUCCAUGGAAAUUCCAGUAACAGUCACAGGGGGAACGCGCUCUCAAAUGAUGAAAUCAUGGAUCUCUUGAGUUGAAUGUGCAUCAUAUUGGAUAGCUGAUAUUUUAAAUUAUGUAUGUAUGAAAUUGACUAUUAACGUUUAAUAAAUUGUGAAUCAGUGAAGCGCCAAAGUUUAAAACAAAGUAAAGCAUAAAUAUGUAAUGAAUACAAUCAAAGCUUCCGCACAUCAUGAAACGGAAAAGCUGAUAACGUGACAACAAUACUCUACCGGCAUUUUAUCAUUCUGUUAACCACCCAGUAUCCACUGGCAGUCACUUUGUGAGGAUUCCUGUUUCCCACUUAAUCUGUCAGUAAUCAUCCAACAGCUUUAGUACUGCACUGCUGUUAGGUACACUGGAUAGUUUAUUUGAAACGACAUAUUCAUACAGAUUGUUGUUUUUCAACAUAGCAAGGAGUAGUUCUUUUUGUAAAAUAACAUUCAAUUUAGGUAUAAUCAGUUGAAUAUGCAAACAACUGAGGGACAAUGAGUGCAAAAUUAGGGGAUCAAUUGCCGAAAUUUCAGUCCGAGUACUCCUUGAGUUAAUGUAAUCCUUGAAACCUAUCAUGUGAUUUUCAUGUUUAUAGGUCUUCAUUAUCUGGCCGAAUCAAACCACAUAUGUGUUUUAAUUGAAUCGGUCAGUCCAAGAACAGUACACGUCCAAAAAGAGUUCUGAAAAAACUCAAAAAAACAUCGUAACUCCACAAUGUGUAGAGUUACCGUUUUGGCUAUCAUACAAAAAUGGUAGUGAUUCUUGGACUUGUACUGUUCUUGAACUCAGUUGUUUUUUAGAGUGUUUUUGUACUUUUUUCAGGUUUAGCGUAUACUAAAGUCGAGGGUACUCAUAUAGAGGAUGCUAGACAUAUGAAAAAUGUUUUAUUGAGCAAAUCCAUACAAAAAUAUUAAUCAUCAUAUUGAUAUUGUUCUGGUAGAUACAUUCGGUCGCCUCUUCUGAUGAGUUUUUCAAAACUCCAAAGUCUUUAUCGCAGGGCAAGAACGAGUGCCCCCAUACUGGAAAGUAAUGAUAUAUUUUUUUGAACCGUUUGGUUGCUUGUAGAGCUAGGAGAAAUCUCACUAUAUUGUGUAGGCCCCUUAAAUCUGUUGGAGAUGCGCCGGCCACAAACAAUGUAGUUACACGUUGAAUUUGGAUAGGUGUCACACCAUAAAUCCUCAUGAAAGCUUGUUUGCAUACUGCCCCACGGUUUCUAGAGCUCUCCAAUAUAGAGUAUUUAAAACUUGCGGAUUUGGGCUUAUCAUUAGCUUGGACUUGUCCUCUACGUCUUGAAGUAGGUUUUACUCAAUGAACUGUCAACACUGAUGGAAUCGCCCUGUCCCAUUUGUACAAUGAAACGAUAAUGCGGCAAGCAUACGAC
This is a messenger RNA of Acanthoscelides obtectus, 4387 nucleotides long. The record is from the annotation of a GenBank genome assembly. Lineage: Eukaryota; Metazoa; Arthropoda; Insecta; Coleoptera; Chrysomelidae.